Messenger RNA from Centruroides sculpturatus (bark scorpion), 1608 nucleotides. RefSeq names its product CTP synthase-like. Gene Ontology annotation, biological process: CTP biosynthetic process; pyrimidine nucleobase biosynthetic process. The record is from RefSeq and is a predicted model, not a curated record. Gene Ontology annotation, molecular function: CTP synthase activity; identical protein binding. The transcript has a single exon. Gene Ontology annotation, cellular component: cytosol. Bases 1 to 1608 code for a protein of 535 amino acids. NCBI's taxonomy places the organism in Eukaryota, Metazoa, Arthropoda, Arachnida, Scorpiones, Buthidae.
AUGCCUUUAAAACACACUAAGUUCUUAUUUGUAACCGGCGGAGUUGUAUCCGGGUUAGGUAAAGGUGUCUCAGCUGCGGCGCUGGGACGUUUACUUAAAGCCCGUAAUUACCGCGUUUUUGUCCAAAAAUUUGACCCCUACUAUAACGUUGAUCCGGGCACGAUGAGCCCCUACCAGCACGGCGAAGUUUUUGUGACCGUCGACGGCGGUGAGACCGACUUAGACCUAGGUCACUACGAGCGUUUUAUCGGCGAAACUUUCACCAAGGACUCAAACUACACCCAGGGUAAAUUGAUGCAAGAGUUGCUUGAGGAAGAAAGGCUGGGCGUUUACCACGGCAAAACGAUCCAAGCCAUUCCCCACGUAACCAACAAAAUCAUCCAUAAAAUCGAGCAAGUCGCGCUCAGUUCCAAAGCCGACUUUAUCAUCACCGAAGUCGGCGGAACAGUUGGCGACAUCGAAUCGCAACCGUUUUUACAAGCGCUCUGGGAAUUCUCACACCGCUACCGGGGGCAAACUUUUUUGAUCCACUGCUCGUUUAUUCCCUACCUAAAAGCUUCCGAGGAAUUCAAAACUAAACCGACCCAGCACUCGGUGCGCCAACUUCACGCCAGCGGCCUCACACCAAACAUGAUUUUACUGCGCGCUAACUCGGCCAUUCCCGCUUCGAUCGCCGAAAAAACGGCGGCGCUAACUUUUGUUGAACGCGACCACUGCGUGCCCGUUCCCGACGUGGAUAACAUUUACAAACUGCCGCUCUACUUUGAAAAACUCAACUUGGCCAAAAUUAUUUUGCACCACUUUGACUUGCCUUGCCCGCGACCUAACCUGGCCGACUGGAAAAAAUACGUCAAACUGAUCAACGCUCCUAAACCUAAGAAAGUUCGCAUCGCGAUGGUUGGAAAGUACGUUGAACUAGAAGACGCUUACAAGUCAAUCGUGGAAGCGAUCAACAUUUCCGCCAACUACAACCAUUGCGAAGUUGAGCUACUUUGGCUCGCCUCGAGUUCGCUGCUCGACGAAAAAACAAUCGCCGAGCGUUUAGACGGCGUUGACGGCGUGAUCAUUUUGCCCGGUUUUGGCAAGCGCGGUUUUGUCGGCAAAGUCGCGGUCGCCCGUUUUACGCGUCUCAGCAAACUACCGACUUUAGGCAUUUGUUACGGCUUCCAAGCGAUGGUGAUUGUCCAAGCUCAGGAGCUCCAAAUCCCCAACCCAACUAGCCGCGAAAUCUCCCGGCAAGGCACUUUUGUAAUCGAUUUAAUCCAGGACAAAAAACACCACAAACUGGGCGGAACGCUCCGCCUUGGCCGCUCGAAAACUAAGUUAGUGCGCGGUUCGCGUGUCAGCCAAAUUUACGGAUCAACUUACGCCUACGAGCGCCACCGCCACCGCUACGAAGCGAGUCCGCAGUACGUGGAGACGCUUAACCGGGGUGGGUUCCUUUUCUCAGGUUUUGACGAACAGACGGGUCUAGCCGAAGUGUGCGAAGUUAAGGACCACCCGUUUUACAUCGGCGUCCAAGCCCAUCCUGAGUUCGAAGCUAACCCGCUGGCACCGCACCCGCUUUUCCAAGAGUUUCUCCGCGUCAUUAGCAAAGCCAAACGUUAA